UUGACGGACAUCGCCAGUUUUUUUUUCAUUUGCUUUCCCUUGCAAAUCGCAUGUAUCUAAUUAGGUGCGGUUACAUAAUGGGUGUAACACACGUAAUGUCGUUUCCCGGAUCGUUGACGCGGUUGAAUAUUUAAGGAAUUUUGUCGUAUAAAAAGUUGAAUUGGCAGUUUAAGUUUUUAAUGGUACACGAAAAUUUGUAUUUUUUUUUUGUCCUGGCUACAAAGAUCACAGUUAAUCAACUCGGUUUAACUAUUCUUCGCCCUUAAAAAAACUCCGACUUUUUGGCGUAAGAAUUCGAGUAAUAUGCAAGUAAUAAGACUCUUUUAUCAGUUUUGAAAAUUAAUAUUUAUUUGUUCUUGUUUAUUAAUCAAAUUAUAGUUUAGAUUCAAUCUCAUGACUUUUGCUUAAAGAUUUCUUUAACCAAAUUCGCAUCUAAACACAUAUUUGAAAGAAGAAAGAAAGAAUAUACAUUUAUUUAACACCACAACACAUUACAUUUGGAAAGAGAGAAACAUACAGAAAAAAAAAACCUUGGACGCUAAAAUAGAAUCCCCCCUCAGCAUAAUGCCGCGGCAAAAGGUAUUUCUUACAGGUGUUGCUUUUCCUAUCACAUGAACAUUAUGUAUUUUCUAAAGUAAUAUUAUGUUUGUCUAGUUAACAUCCUUUUAGCCCUAGCUGAGGUAGGAACAGCCCAAGACUCAACCCUGGAAAUAUUUUAUAGAUAAUUUCUAAUUAUUUAUAAUAUCUUCGAGCGUUUAUGUUAACUGUAAUUUGGAAUAAAACUUACAGUAAAUAGCAUACAUAAUUCAUUAUAUGCAACAACGGUAACACAAUAUUUCUUAUACCCAACAAUUUCCACUAAAAAACAGAAACAAAUUAUACAAUACAUCAAAUAGCCAAACCGUCCAUCGAAAGAAUACUUUCCGUUACUCCGAUCGAAAAAGUCCUAAGCUCAAAGACAUAUAAAGGAAUAGACGUCUAUUCGGUACUAUGCGAGAGAUUUCCGCAUUGCAGCCCCCACUAGGGGUGAGCUGAGCGCCCGACGCUGCGCAGGCGUCAGUCCGCGAUGCUCGGUGCCACGGCGCCGCACGCGUCUGAUCUAUGAUACAUAUCGAUCAUCUAUGUGCUGUGAAUCAGUGAUUAACAAUGCGGUCCGGGGUUAUAUGCGUUUUGUUAGUUUUACUUAUACGAAAAGGAGCAGGGGACGAAGAUUUCCGGCCGACUCCGAUACCGCUGAACGAGUGGCACGAGGUGCGUGGGUGGAGGGGACAGCGCUCAGACAGGGUGCCCACCCUACAAGAAGUACUACACGCGCCUGCCCACUACUGGGAGGAUGCUCUUAGACACAGCGUCUACCUCACCCUCGUCAGAGACAAGAUAGACCAGCUCAUAGCAAACGGGAGUCCCGAACACACUAACGAUCUUGACGACAGAGAUCUCUGGGACAAAGUAAAACGAGCGCCUUUCGAAAGAAAUGAUAACGAAGACCCUCCCAUGGUCGGAGAUGUUGUAAUGAUGGCCAAGGGUAAGCUGAUGGAGGAAAACGGCGGAUUCAGGUUCAAAGAAGAUGACAAGUUCAAAGAUAAGUGCACGGAGAAAUGCAUGGACGGCGUUAAAGCGCUCUGGUCAGUUAAGAGGAUACGACAAAGAGACUCAGAAGUGACGGGGCGAUAUCAUUACGAGCUCACGUUUUCAGUGGUCACGCAGAAGAAACAUAAAAAGCAUGAGAAACCAGCGAGAACGUUUACUGUCAGAGAGACUUCUCCGGAGAGAAUACUCGAAGCGCCGUUGGAGAAUCGGUAUUAUGAGCCUACAACAUCACCGGUACCGAUACCGGCAGCAGUGCAACCAACGCGAGCUGAGCGAGCGCUUUGGAUCCACAAGAACAUCGCUCCAAGGAACCAAGCGAGACAGCAUCAUAACGGCCUAGACAGAUUAUGGUCCUCACUGUUCUCUGAUGAUGAUGAUCAUGUCGUAGCCCCGCCGCGGUACAAGCCUAAACAGUACCAGCACAACCAGUACAAUCCACCCCCUCCAAUAUAUCAACAGUAUUCCAAGGCAGGGUACGUAGGCUCGCCCAGUGACCAUCAAAAGGCAGGAUAUGUAGGUUCUCCAAGCGAGCAUCAACAUAAGAAGCUUGUACCUCACAAAACUCACCAUGUGUACAAAUAUAAUCAUUACGGUCGCCCCAUCCCCUCGCCACCCCCGCCGCAUCAUCAACAACACUACCUAGACAUCGAGCAGAUAGGAGUCGUCAGCGCCCCCUACCACCAGGACCACAGACAUGGACCGCCUCACAAACCAGGAAAGACGCCACGGCCUCCUGUAUUACCAACUCCACCUAAUCCGGUUUUGCCCCAAAAGAACUACACCAUCGAAACUACAACACCGUUGAAACCGAACAGUGAAGAAACUACUCAGAAACCUGACGUGCAUCCUCCGAAAACUUAUAACAAACAGAAGCCGACGACGGUGAAAAUUAGUUACGUCACGGAUCAUGUCAGGCCGCCAGUCUACAACGCGCCUCCUGGAGUUUUCGUGACAAUGGACAAGAAACCUUUCAAGCCGAUGCCACCUUUGAGACUCGUCCACUCUUCAAAGCUCCAUAAGACUCCUCGGCCGACUGACUUCAGACCCAGCCCUCAAGUUCUAGAUGUUUCCUCAUUCUCAGAACCGGAUCCAUUACUUGACACUGCAUUUAGGCCGAUCACAGUGAAUUAUGCGAACAGCAACACUACCGAGAAAGCUGAAGCCGCGAGCGACAAUCAUUUCCGAAAAUCUAAUUCGACCGCUAAGAAGCCACCGAAGAAGAACGAAAUCGUAAAUGCACAACGAGGUACAACGAAAGCACCCGAGAUUAUAACUGCGCACAUCGUGGAAGAGGAUAGCGAUGCGGAGUGGACCAACGUGUUGGGCGCGUUUGCUAAGACUACGCCGAUGGCCGCUGAGAGUGCUGAGAAAGAAAAGGCUAAAACACUUGAAACAACUACUCCUAUGACGACGACAACGAUGUCCACAACUACCACAACAACGCCAGCUCCAACCACGACCACCAAGCGGUUACCCAAGAGAACAACGAAGACUACCACCACCACUACCACUGAAGAGCCCACAACAACGCCAAAGCCCAAGAAACGCACGCGCCCGCCACCAAAAUUCACUAAACCAGAAAAAGUUAAGAAACAUAAGCGCAUAACAACAACUACCACUACAACUGAACGUCCAUCCAAACGCAAAGAACAAGAUCUGACGCCCCAAGCAAGUUCAGCGUCUGCCACUGCGCAAUCUACUACGACAACAUCAACAACGACAACAACUACUACUACUCCUGAGCCCACGACAACUCCCGUUCAAACGACGACCACCACCACGCAAGCCACAACAACCACCGAGACGCCGACACUGGCCCCAGAAACUGAACCACCGAAAACAAAAAGUCGCUACAGACAAUCUACCUUAAGAUACAGGAGUGUUCUAACAGGCCAUGAUAAAAAGGAAGAAAAGGCACGAACGAUCAUACCACCAACGGGUGUAAUCAAACCGAGAAGGAAGGGAACUAAAUACACGAAUUACAUUACAUCUACGCCUAAAUUCUCAGAUAUGCAAUUUGACGAAGAAGGCAGAGAAGAUCAUGUCGUGAGUCCGUACAAAUCUAAAUCUGUAUCUACUACGGAGUAUAUAACUACUACUAAUCAUGCCGCUUCGAAACCAACUACCCCAGCGUACGAGGAGGUAGCAGAUCAUGUUUAUAUCACUAGUGAAUUACCAGAAUAUUCCUUUGGCCCUGACGAUGACUUUGAUGGUUCAGAUGAAAGAGAUGACGAACAAGAGUCGAGAGAAACCUCAGAGUUCCUCCCCUCUACAUCAGCAUUGGUAACUCUGAAUGAAACUACAAAUGAAAUAGCAGAAAAUGAAGAUGAGCCGUUGGAAGCAACUGCAGAAUUCGUAGUAACGACGCCUUUAUCCGCGGCGAAAUAUAAAACCAAAUGUAAGAAGAAGAAACUAAACAAUCAUAACAAUACUACAGAAGAAGUUAAGACUGAGGAAUGGAGAGCAGAGGAAUCGAAUGUACACGAGACAAUAUCAGUAGAAAAGCCAGAGGAAAGGUCAGAAGAAACAACACUGGAGGUUAAGAAGCCAGAAGAUGAGGAGUUAGCAGUUAAAGCAUUAGAACAAACAAGUUCAACAACCAGUACGACCACAACGACUGAACCAUCUUCAACGCCUGACAUCUUCGAAGAAAUUUUCGGAGGAUUUACUUUUGAUGACUCCGUAACAGAAUCAAAAAGCAAUGAGUCCUCAAAGUUAGAUGAACAAGAAAGUACCAACCAGGAACAAUUCAUUAAAGCGGAGGACGAUUUCGCAGAUUUCUUUGAAGCAUUCGAUGAGAAACAUAGACAGCAUAGAGAUGGGAAAUAUGAUGAUGAGUAUGAAUAUGAUGAUAAGGAACGUUUAUUAGAUGAUGAUGAAUUCCAGUUUCAGGGAGACGAGGAUCAAAGAGGUUCCAGAGACGUGAAAGACGAGGAAGAUUCAUAUGAAGAUUAUCAGGAACGUCCCUUCAGUUUAUUAGAACUCAUGGCCAUGGAGUAGACUGAAUAUUUGCAAUACCUUUUCAAGGAGCAUUUUAAUUAAUGGUCUACCUUGUGUCCCGUACAAACGCGAAUUUUCUUGUCAUAGGUGCAAAAGUAUGCCUUUCUGUGCCAAAUAUUUUUUUUAAAUGCUUAGGAAAAUAGUUAUCCACUUACAGUUUGGCGAAAAAAUAUGUUUUUACGGGACAGAUUUGUGGAUCUUAAAAUAUUCAUAUCAUAGCUUUAACUCUAUCCUGCUCUGAUCUCAAAAACUACAGACGUUGUUAUCCUAUCACUUACUGAAAAAACACCUUUCACGAGCCAGUAUACCUUGAGAUACUUACGAAGUAUGGCAGCAUUAGAUGUCAUACAUUUUUUGGUUAGUGGUGGAAGUUAGAGAGUCAAGAUCACUGUUGUAUGUACGUAGGAUAAAUAGGUAUAGUAUUACAAAAUAUUCAAAAGCAUUUAUUUGUAAACUCAUAGUAACUAUCGUAUCGCACUUUUGCCCGCAGCUCGUGUUACCGAUGUGUAAAUAUUUCAACAUUCUAGAUUAGUUUAGAAUAAGAUGAAAUAAAUUAUUUUUAUAUGAAAAAUAAAACGGUUAAAAUUU
Molecule: messenger RNA, 5178 nt
Organism: Cydia pomonella (codling moth)
Lineage: Eukaryota; Metazoa; Arthropoda; Insecta; Lepidoptera; Tortricidae
Product: mucin-2-like
Exons: 2
Coding region: 1147-4590 (1147 amino acids)
Source: RefSeq, a predicted model, not a curated record